Messenger RNA from Arabidopsis arenosa, 1229 nucleotides. NCBI's taxonomy places the organism in Eukaryota, Viridiplantae, Streptophyta, Magnoliopsida, Brassicales, Brassicaceae. The record is from the annotation of a GenBank genome assembly.
ACAAUUCAGGUAUCAAUGACUCCUCCAUUUGGCCACUAAAGAUGAUGCAUAACAAGCUACUCGUUGCAGUGUCGAUCAUCUUGAAUGUUCUAUUCACCAUUCAUAUUCUUUAUAAUAUUUCAACCACAUGGAGUCCAACGUGGACCAAUAGAGCCGCCUCGGAGGCAGAAGCUGCAGCCUCUGUUUCAUGCUCAGGCCAUGGCAGAGCUUAUGUUGACGGUCUUGGUGUCCUUGACGGCCAUAAACCUCCUUGUGAGUGCCAUAAUUGCUACACAGGCAAAGAUUGCUCCUUCUUUGUACCAGAUUGUCCUGUCGAUGCUGACUCAGGAGACCCUUUGUUUUUGGAGCCUUUCUGGAUUCGAAACGCAGAGGGAAGUGCGGUUGUUGAGUCAGGAUGGCACAGGAUGAGUUAUUCCUAUGAAGGAGAUGCGUCCGCGUGGAAGAGGAGCGAGCGCAAUGAUAAUAUGACACAAGUUAUAGAGAUAGUGACAUCUCCGAAUAAUCCAGAUGGGAAGCUUAAAAGAGCGGUUCUUGAUGGUCCUAAUGUCAAAAACAUUCAUGAUUAUGCUUAUUACUGGCCUUAUUUUUCACCUAUUACACAUCCAGUUGAUGAAGAUUUGAGCCUGUUUAGUCUCUCCAAGACUACAGGUCAUGCUGGCUCAAGAUUCGGCUGGGCAUUAGUAAAAGACAAAGCUGUUUAUGAAAAAAUGAAAACAUAUAUAAUUCUAAAUACUAUGGGAGUUUCAAAAGACACACAGCUUCAUGCUUUGCAGUUGCUUAAAGUAGUGAUUGGCGAUGGAGGGGAUGAAAUAUUCAGUUUUGGUUAUGGAACCUUGAAAAAAAGAUGGGAGAUUUUGAACAAGAUCUUUUCCAUGUCCACGCGUUUUUCGCUCGAGACUAUCAAACCUGAGUAUUGCAACUAUUUCAAGAAAGUUAGAGAGUUUACUCCUUCUUAUGCAUGGGUGAAGUGUGAGAGACCAGAAGACAAAAACUGCUAUGAGAUUUUCAGAGCGGUGAAGAUAACAGGACGCAAUGGCAAUGUGUUUGGAUCAGAAGAAAGGUUUGUGCGAUUGAGUCUCAUCAGAUCACAAGACGACUUUGAUCAGCUUAUUGCUAUAUUGAAGAAGUUUGUCUCCAAGGAAGCUGUCGUAGUUGACUCCGUCUAAGAACUUGAUGUUGUGAUCACAUGUCUUCAAUUCCAUCAUAUAAAAUAAAUAUUUUUUGGAAUA